UGCGCAGGCGUCCCAGGAAGCGCUGGGCCGAGCGGCGCUCCGCCCGGGUCCGCCUAGCCCGCAAGUAGCCCGGAGCGCGCGGUUCCGCUAGCGCCGAGUUCCGCGCGCGGGACGGAGGGGGCCGCAGAGGCGGGAGCCCUAGCUGCUAUGUCCAACGUGUUCAUUAUGAAGUUAUUAGUAAUACUCUUCCUUUGUGGACUUCUCACUAGCUGUAGAGGUAACUCUUCCUAUAGCUCGGCACCUCAGUUACUUCUGGUGUCCUUUGAUGGCUUUAGAGCUGACUACCUGAAGAACUAUGACCUUCCUCACCUCCAGAACUUUAUCAAAGAAGGUGUCUUGGUGGAACAUGUUAAAAAUGUUUUCAUCACAAAAACAUUUCCAAACCACUACAGCAUUGUGACAGGCUUAUAUGAGGAAAGCCAUGGCAUUGUCGCCAACUCCAUGUAUGAUGACGUCACAAAGAAGCAUUUCUCUGAAUCUAAUGAUAAGGAUCCAUUUUGGUGGAAUGGGGCAGUGCCAAUUUGGGUGACCAAUCAGCUUCAGGAAAACAGAUCAAGUGCUGCCGCUAUGUGGCCUGGUACUGAUGUGCCCAUUCACAAUAUCACGCCUUCUUAUUUUAUGAAUUACAGCAACUCAGUGCCCUUUGAGGAGAGACUAAAUAACAUUACCACGUGGCUCAGCAAUUCCAAUCCACCAGUCACCUUUGCAACGCUCUAUUGGGAAGAACCAGAUGCAAGCGGCCACAGAUAUGGGCCUGAAGAUAAAGAAAACAUGAGUAGGGUAUUGAAAGAAAUAGAUGACCUUAUUGGUGAUCUUGUCCUAAAACUCAAGGUGUUAGGACUGUGGGAAAACCUCAACGUGAUUAUCACAAGUGAUCAUGGGAUGACUCAGUGUUCUAAGAACAGAUUGAUAAAUUUGGAUUCUUGCAUCGACCGUUCAAACUACAGCGUUAUAGACCUAACCCCUGUAGCUGCGAUUCUUCCCAAAACAAAUGUAACAGAGCUUUAUGACAAACUGAAACACUGUAGCCUUCACAUGAACGUUUAUCUCAAAGAAGAUAUUCCUAACAGAUUUUACUACCAACAUAACGAUCGAAUUCAGCCUAUCAUUUUGGUUGCUGAUGAAGGCUGGACAAUUGUACUGAACAAGUCAUCAUUAAAACUAGGUGACCAUGGCUAUGACAAUUCUCUGCCUAGUAUGCAUCCGUUUCUUGCUGCCCAUGGUCCUGCUUUUAGAAAAGGUUACAAGCAGAGCACCAUUAAUACUGUGGAUAUUUACCCAAUGAUGUGCCACAUCCUGGGACUAAAACCACACCCCAAUAAUGGAACCUUCAGUCAUGCCAAGUGCUUGUUAGUGGACCAGUGGUGCAUUAAUCUCCCAGAAGCCAUUGGAAUUGUUAUUAGUGCCCUAUUGGUAUUAACCAUGCUAACAGGCCUCAUAAUAUUCAUGCAGAACCGGGUGUCUGCUUCCCGGCCGUUCUCCCGCCUUCAGCUGCAGGAAGAUGAUGAUGAUCCUUUAAUUGGGUAAAUCGCUAUGUCUUAUAAACUUAAAAACUAAGGAUCCACACAAGGAAUGGUGUUGUAGUCAUAAAAAGGUAUAUUUCAAAAGAUAAGACCGAAACAUGCUUAAACUACUCCGCCUUUUUUGUUUUGUUUUGGUGUGUGUGUAUUGUUUUGGUGUGUUGCCUGAUACAAAUAAACCUGACAGUACUAGUAUUUCUGGUAAAACUACCUGGUUUCCUAACAAGAAAUAACCUUUGAAAAAAUACUCUUUCUUUUUUUUUUUCCUAACUUCCUUCCUUCCCUCCUUUCCUCCUUCUCUCCCUCCCUCCCUUCCUCCCUCCUUCCCUCCUUCCUUUCUUUCUUUCUUUCUCCCUCCUUCCUUCUUUCCUUCCUUUUUCUUUUUCUUUUUUCUUUUGUUCAUUCUUCCUUCCUUUCUUUCUUUUCAAUAAAAAUAUAACUUUAAGUGAAAAUAUACCAGAAUUUAAUAGGCGUGCUUUUCUAACAAAUUUAUAUAUUUGUAAAUGACACAAAUAUUUCUGUAAUUUGUGAGUUUUGUGUAUCCUGGAGAAAAAGUUGUGUAUAUUUUUUAUAUUUGUCUUUAAUUGGUGUGUGUCCCAAGAAAACUUGAAGUAGGAAAUUUUGUGAUAGUUAAUAAAAUUGAUUAGCCACACAGCAUAACUAUAACAUACAAAGAAGUCAUUUAAGUGAAGCUGCUAAAAGCAGAACAAACCCACGGAAGACUAUGUAAUGUAAAGCCUGAGCUUGCUAUGACUCUUAAACUGUUGAUGCCCCAGAAGUUGUGUCUGUGGAGUUGACAUGGUGGUGUACACCUUUAAGUCAACUAGUUGGGAGCAUGAGGCAGAGGACCUUGAGACUGAGUCCAUCCUGGGUACAUAGCAAGACCUUGUGGUUUUGUUUAUUUGUCUGUUUAGUUACAUUUUUUGGGAUACUACUUUUAAGAAGUUUCAAAGAAAAUAGAGAAAAGUUUUUUGUGUUUAAUAUCUCUGGAUAAGUUGUGUGUGCAAGCGUGUUUAUGUGUAAGCGUGUUUAUGUGUGUGAAUGUGCAGAUGUCAUGUGACUUACAAAGGGGACUGGACACUGCCAGAGCACAGCUGACAGGAAAGGUUCAGCUCAAGGGAAAGGUUACUUCUUGCACAUCUUAUUUGUCUACUUUCACCAGCUCACAAGUUAAUACCCCAAUUUAAAACUCAUUGUUGUUACAAUUUUCAAUUCUCAUGUUUAUUGGAAGUAUUCAAAUGCUGUAGAAAAAAAUAUGACCUUAAUAUAAAGCUGAGAUAUUUUAAUGUGCCUUCUGUACAGUAGAGUGGUAAGAAAUGUGAAAUGUACUUUAGGGUCUCUUGUGGUCCCUUGGGUCAUGUGCUAAGGGCAGAGCAGCUGCAGCCCUUCACUGAGUCGUCCCAACACAGCGGGAACUGAGGAUCUGUGGAGAAGCUGGUCAUCAUCCCCUUGCUGGCUGCUUCCUUGGAACAGAACUAGUACAAUGAACAGCCUAUGAUGUCCGUCAGAGAAAAGACCAGUUAGUCAUAUUACUAGUGUGAUCUUUGACAUUGUGACAAUACAAAAUGAAGGUGGUUAUUGUUUUUCAGAUACAAGAUGGGUCUACAGCAAGUAUGCAGUGCUGUUAAACACUGCUGACCUGUGAUGAAAGUUGACACUUGUCUGUCAUCUUAGAUAUAGUGCAUUGGAUUGGCUCACUGCUGAUUUCCUAAAAUCUGAUAUCUGGUGCCCAUUGUAUUGGGGUUUUGAGAGGCAUUUCUGUACUGCAUAUGUAACUAUGCUCUUGUUCAUAAAGUGGCUCUUUUAGGGCCAGAUUAGGCUUGAUUUUGUUCCUAUAUGUUCUGAUGUAUUUUGUUAGAUGCACUAGUGAUGCAGAGGGAUAAAGAGUUGAUCAAAUGAAAUACUAGAGAAGUUCCUGCCUUCUUUAAUUUCAAUUAAAAAAUAGCAAAUGAACUGCCUAUUCACUUUGAAAAAUUAGUGGACAUUUUGAGCUGUCUGCCCACAGAGUAUUUCAUACUAGCUUGAAGAUGGCUCGGUUCCUUCAGUGCUGUGGACUCCAGUGACUUAGCUCGAUUGCAGCUUAUGCUUGGGGUCCACCUGUGACUGGAUUUUUAUGAAGGGUGGGAUGGGAUGCGAUGUCUUGUCAGUGUCAGCCCUUCCAACAGAUGUAUUUAUUUUAUAUUUUAUUCUGUUCUCAGAAUACUAGAACUAGGUAAAUUUUUAUAAAGUGCUUAUCCAGGAAACAAGAGUAGUAUUUAUUCAAUCAAACAGAUUAUCAUAUUGAACUUUAUGCUAAUCUGUUUGUAUCUUUGGGAAAAAAAUCACUGUUAAAGCUCAUGUCUCCUGUUUUCCUCCGAGAGAACCUUUUAGUAAAGCUAGCUUUUGACAUGGAGGUUUGUGUGCUUCCUGUUCAGGAGAAAGUAUUUGGCUUCAAGAAAUAUUUAGCUCUUGAUGAUAGUCCCCAAUAGGAAAGUGUUUUCCUGUGUAUUUCUGUUAAUUGCACUAGUCAUCUUAGCGUUAUGUACCUCAAUGUUCUAGUAGAGGGCCAGUCAUGUUGCUGUUAGCAGGAUAGCAUAGAUGCUCUUUUGUAAGAGCAAUGGGGUAUACCAGAGGCUUGCUAGCAGCGCUGUACAUUGGCUUCCUUUAAGAAUCCACAGGGAAAGCCUUGGAAUAUUAAAGGAUUGAAUCCCUUUGCACUGGGCUUGGGCUUUCCCUCUCAUUCCUACCUUGUAAACUUUAGGGAUGAUUGGCUUUAAAUUCCUUUUACGAAGAAUGGUUUAUCAUUGUUAAUUUAUGUUACAAACAAAGGACAAAGAUUAGGUGUAAAGUAUGUAUUUAUUGUCAGUUCUGAAACAGCAUGUACAUACACUGAGUAUACUUUAAGACAAUUUAUAGUGCCUUAAGUUAAAGGAAAUACAUUUUGACCAUAUUGUUUCAACUUGUAGCUAAUUACUUUGCCUAUGAUUAAAAUGUAUGAAAAUAAAGUCUACACAAACACA
Psammomys obesus (fat sand rat) is the source of this 4519-nucleotide messenger RNA. It is a transcript of the gene Enpp4, whose product is annotated as ectonucleotide pyrophosphatase/phosphodiesterase 4. The record is from RefSeq and is a predicted model, not a curated record. The transcript has 4 exons. Bases 148 to 1527 code for a protein of 459 amino acids. Lineage: Eukaryota; Metazoa; Chordata; Mammalia; Rodentia; Muridae.